AUGGAGAAUUACCAAGAAAAUGUUGUGGAAAAAUUAGAACGUGACGAAUUCUAUGGGAAAUAUUUGGAUCCCCAUUCUAAAAAUGUCCUGACCAAUUCAUUAACUCUCAGAGAACAAGUCAAAAAGCUAUCUGAUGGCAUAGAAUUGUUGAGUCUGCAGUUAGAGAAGCAAGUAUUAGAAAAGCAUGAAGAUUUACUACAACAAGCAAACCAUGCUUCCAAACUUGAAGGAGUCCUAGAAACAAUGAACACACAUGUUAAAAACUUGUUUGCAAAUGCUGAACGUUUGAGAAUGCAGAUUCACAGUCCUUAUAAUGAACUUGAAAAACACACCAAAGUAUUAGGGCAUCUACAUUUAGCUAGUCAUAUCCUGAGGCAAGUGAAUCGUCUUCAACAGCUGAGUAAAAGAUUAUCAAAUACCAAUGACCCUGUUCAGAAAGCAACAUUAUUACAUGAAUUAGAGCAGCUUGCAUCUGAUCCUGAGUUGACAGAUAUUGAUGCAGUAACUUCUGAACUUAGAAAUAUUCGUAGUCACCAGCAAAAAGUUGUACAACUUGCUACAGGUUCAUUGAAUCAGGGAAUCAUCAAUGAAAAUAUCACUCAGACUACAACAGCUCUACAGAUAUUCAUAAACCUUGGUACAGUUAAAUCAGUGGUGGAAAGCAUAGUGGAACAUAAUCUAUAUGAAUGUAGGGAAAGUUUGAAGAGUGCUUUUGCUGUUAGUUCAGUGAAUACUAUGAAAUCUAAAGGUGGGCCUGGACACAUCAGUCUGAUGUCAAUGCCAAAUUUCAGAACUAAAGCAUGGGCAGAACUAAGAAAGGUUUUUUCUGAGGACAUCUAUCAAAUGUGUCAACAGGUGAAAUUUUUACAAACAACUUUGAACAACUUACAUUUACCAAAUAGCAAUUUUAACAUUGCCACAGAUUUUUGGGGUAGCUUGGGAAAAAUAUUGCAAGAAGAAAUAAAAAAAUCUUCCUCAGCUAUUCAACAAAUGUUGGAGGAAGAUUAUCCAAAGCUUCUGAAAUGUUACUUUGAAUUGACCAAGAAAACUAAAUAUGAUCCAUUUCCAUUUGAGCAUAAUGUUUUAAGGAAACUUGAAAACUCAUACUUAUCCACAUCUCUAACAAGAAUGUUAGAUCCUACACAAGCUAUGUUUAGUAGUGAAACUAACCUACCUACACAUGAUCAAAUUGAUUCUUUGAUUAGAGUUAUCACAAGUGAGCUGAGUGUAGCUCUAAUUGAAGAAAAUCUGAGUGAGCAGAUAUCCAAGAAUGUAGCAAAGUGCAUAAAAAUGUAUGCUGUCAAAACUGAGCAACAACUAGAAACUGGUCCAGAUGCAGCUCAAGUUAUUGCUGGGACAGCCAAUACUGGCCAACAGAAGAAUUUAAACCUUUCUAAUGACUUGUUCUAUCUGAAAACUCAGAUACAAAGAAUGCUGUCCAAUAUGAAGGAGAGUUUACCAGAAUCAUGUGUCAAAAUCAUUGAAGAAAGUAUACAAAGUCUUGAUAACCUUGUUGGUGCGAUUUUACAGCCCCUAAUUGCUUCUGUCAAUUCUGUCAUUGAUACAAUUAUCAUAACUAUGCAUUUGGAAACUGACUGGGCUAAAAUACAGCUCCCUAACAAGACUUAUCAUUCUUGUUCCCCCUAUAUGAGAGAGCUGACUCAAUUCAUAACCAGGGUUUAUCAGAUUUACUUGGCCGACUUCAAAAAUACUGAAGUGUUGACCACAAAAUGCAGCGAAAUAGCCGUCCGAACCAUCGACCUCUUCGUUCGGCACACCGCGCUGCUGCGCCCCCUCUCCUCGGGCGGCCGCCUGCGCCUCCAGGCCGACUACCAGCACCUCGAGGCCGCCCUCAGGGCAGUCUGCCCGCACCUGCCCGACCUCGGCCGCCCCUAUCGCCUGCUCAAAUCCAUGGCGUCGCUGGUGGUGUUGCCGCCCGAGGAGGUCGUAGGCGGGCAAACCUCGGGCGGCUCGGUGCCCUACAGCACCGCGCUGCUGUUGUUGUUCGCCCACGCGGGCCCCGAGCUGGGCAGCCCGCACCACAACACCGGCUGGAGCCUGCCCAAGGUGUCCGCGUGGCUGGACGAGCACCCCAGCGAGGCGGACCGACUGGACCUGGUGGCGGGGGCCCUGCAGCGCUACGAGGGCCUCGUGAGGCAGAAGAACUCGGCCAGCUACGAUCCGGUGUAUCCGGUGAUGGCGCAGUUUUUGGAGCGGGCUUUGAAGGAGAUCCGGGACUAAGAGGUUUUAUGA
Molecule: messenger RNA, 2253 nt
Organism: Phaedon cochleariae (mustard beetle)
Lineage: Eukaryota; Metazoa; Arthropoda; Insecta; Coleoptera; Chrysomelidae
Source: the annotation of a GenBank genome assembly